Molecule: messenger RNA, 486 nt
Organism: Dendrobium catenatum
Lineage: Eukaryota; Viridiplantae; Streptophyta; Magnoliopsida; Asparagales; Orchidaceae
Exons: 1
Source: RefSeq, a predicted model, not a curated record
AUGACCCCAUUUAAGGUGUUGUACAGAAGGGAUCCGCCCCACUUGGUGCAUUUUGGGAGUAGCAGCACACCCGUUUCUUCAGUAGAAGAGUAUUUGGAGGAGAGGGACAAGACACUGGAAGAGUUAAAAAGACAUCUGUUGAGGGCUCAACAGAUUAUGAAGAAACAAGCUGACGGGCAUCAGAAGGAUAUUCAGUUUGAGGUGGGAGAGAAGGUAUUUUUGAAACUCCGCCCAUAUCGACAGAAAUCGAUCGCCAACCGGAUGAAUGAGAAGCUUUCUCCAAGGUACUUCGGUCCUUAUGAAGUACUGGAAAAAAUUAGAGUCAUGGCAUGUCGUCUAAAGUUACCAUCGACAGCGACGAUCCAUCUGGUUUUCCAUGCAUCCCAGCUAAGGAGAUCCAUUAGAGACUAUGCUACAAGUUAUGAGUUACCCGGGACAUUAACAGAUGAAAUGAAAAUGGUCUUGGAACCUUUGGAACUCAUGGAG